Molecule: messenger RNA, 13564 nt
Organism: Petromyzon marinus (sea lamprey)
Lineage: Eukaryota; Metazoa; Chordata; Hyperoartia; Petromyzontiformes; Petromyzontidae
Source: RefSeq, a predicted model, not a curated record
CGAGCAACGAGGAGGGCGGGGACCCGCGCUUAUCCGCGCUACGGAAUCAAUCCGCGUGUGGGCGGCUGUCUGUGAUACCACCCCCACCCUCGCUCCCCACACACUCCGCCUCUCCGCCCCGUGUGGUCCUUACUCAUGGCCGGGUGCUAGAGCAGCCCCCCCUGGGCGAGCAAGGCUGGGAAAUCAAAGGGUCUAGAGACCCAAACCACGAGAAGCUAUGGAGGUCGACGGGGCAGGCGAUGCAGCGGUGAUAGCUCACACAGCUGCUGCUGAUGCUACUGCUGCCGUUGCUGCUGUUGUAACUGCUGCUCCUGCUGAUGGUGGAGAAGGUGGAGGUGGUUGUGUUGGAGGUGACGAGUUCGCGGCGCUGAGAGAGAAGGUGCUGGCUGGACAGACGUCCAGCAGGGAGGUGGUGGACACGGUGCUGAACCUGCUGGUCGGCGGGCAGUUCGACCUAGAGGCGAACUUCGUGGUGCGCGACCCCGAGGGUGUGAGCGGCCUCGUGUGCCUGCUGGACGUUUGCGACCCCCAGUGCCGCGGCGAGAUCCUCAGCCUCUUCACGGCCGUGCUGCGCAAGAGCCUGCGCAACCUCCAGGCCUGCACGGAGGCCGGCCUCAUCGGCCAGCUCCUCCAGCGCCUGCAGAAGCUCGACGAUGUCACUGCAGAGCUUCUUGUUGGAGUGGUGGGCGUGCUGGCAAGCUACAGUAUCACUGUUCGUGAGCUCAAGCUCCUAUUUGGCUGCCUGCGCGGAGAGAAGUCCCGAUGGCGCCGGCACGCUGUCAAGCUGCUCUCCGUACUCAACCACAUGCCCCAGAGGCACGGCCCAGAAACGUUCUUCAGCUUCCCCGGGGGUAGCGGAUCCGCUAUCGCCCUGCCACCAAUAGCACGCUGGCCGUACCAGAACGGGUUCACCGUCCACAUGUGGGUCCGCAUGGACCCCGUCACCAGCCUAAACGCCGAGAAGGAGAAGCCCUACCUGUACUGCUUCCGCACAAGCAAGGGUGUCGGCUACUCCAGCCACUUCAUGGGAAGCUGCCUCACUGUAACUGCACUCAAGUCCAAGGGCAAAGGCUCCCAGCACUGCAUUCAGUACGACUUCCAGCCCAAGAAGUGGUACAUGAUCACAAUCGUCCACGUGUACAAUCGUUGGAAGAACUGUGAGAUCCGCUGCUACGUGGAUGGCAACUUGGUGUCGUCGGGGGACAUGGCCUGGUACAUCAGCACCAAUGAUACCUUUGACAAGUGCUACCUGGGCUCGGCGGACAACAUCGACGCCGACCGCACGUUCAGCGGGCAGAUGUCGGCCGUCUAUCUCUUCAGCGAGGCCCUCAACGGCUCGCAAGUGGCGGCCAUUUUCCAGCUGGGGCCCGGAUACAAAAACACCUUCAAGUUUGAGACGGAGAGUGACCUGCACCUGCCCGAGCACCACCAGUUUGUGCUGUACGAGGGUCGGCUCGCCGGCUACCUGGCCUUCACCUACAACGCCAAGGCCACAGACGGGCAGCUGUGCUUGGAGUCGUCUCCCCGUGACACCACGUCCAUCUUCGUGCACACGCCGCACGCCCUCAUGCUGCAGUGCGUGAAAGCGGUGGUGACGAACCCGAUCCACAGCGCCAUGCACUCCAUCGGCGGUGUUCAGGUUCUCUUCCCGCUCUUCGGGCAGCUCGACUACCUGGAGCACAACAGUGAGGAGAUGAACACCUCUGUCUGUGGCACCUUGCUGGCCUUCCUGCUGGACUUACUUAAGAGCUCCGUCAUCAUGCAGGAGCAGAUGGUGUCCAGCAAGGGCUUUCUGCUCAUCGGUGCUCAUCUGGAGAAGGCAUCGACACAGCACUUGACACUCAGCGUGGUUGGGCACCUUCUGGGUUUCACCAAGUACCUGGAGAGCAUUCCCAACGGAGCGCCGCUCCUCAAGCAACUCUGCGAUUACAUCCUCUUCAACCCCGCCAUCUGGGUGCACGUCGACGCCAAUGUACAGCAGACCCUGUACACCUACCUGGCCAAUGAGUUCGUAAAGAAGACGCGCAUCUUCAAUGCGGUGCGCCGCAUUGGCACGGCGAUCCAGGUGCUGCACACGCUCAAGCACUACUACUGGUUGGUGAACCCCAUGGACCGCAGCGGCACGGUGCCCCGCGGACUCGACGGACCCAGGCCCAGUCGCGACGACAUGGCCUCUCUCCGUGCCUACCUCCUGCUCUUUCUCAAACAGCUCAUUCUCAAGGAAGGAGGGCUCAAACCGGAUGAGCUCCAAAGCAUCUUAAAUUACCUGCUCACUGUUCACGAAGACGACAACCUGUACGACGUGCUGCAGCUGCUGGUCGCGCUCAUGUCGGAGAGCCCCUCCUCCGUCAUCCCCGCCUUCGACCAGCGCUCCGGCAUACGGGUGGCGUUCAAGUUGCUGGCGUCGCGGAGCGAGCACAUCCGCGUGCAGGCCCUCAAGGUGCUCAGCUACUUCCUGAAGCACCUGAGCUCCAAGCGCAAGGCUGAAUUGAUGGUUGCGCCCAGCCUCUUCAGCUUGCUGGGAGAGAGGCUCAUGCUGCACACCAACGUGCUCUCCAUGACCACGUACAACGUCCUCUUUGAGAUGUUGACGGAGAAUGUCUGCACCCAAGUGAUUCAUAAGCAGCAUCCAGACGCUGACUCCUCUGUCAAGAUUCAGAAUCCCCUGAUUCUCAAGGUGGUGGCCACUCUCCUGCGGUCCGCGCCCGCCACCAUCGAAACAAUGGAGGUGAAGCGUGUCUUUCUGUCCGACAUGAUCCGACUCUUCAACAACAACCGCGAGAACCGCAGGAGCCUGUUGCAGUGCUCUGUGUGGCAGGAGUGGAUGUUCUCCCUCGCGUACUUCUCUCCCCGCUCCACGGAGGAGCGCAAGAUCACGGAGAUGGUUUUCACCCUCUUCCGCAUCCUGCUGUACCACGCGGUCAAGUACGAGUGGGGCGGCUGGCGCGUCUGGGUCGACACGCUGUCCAUCGCGCACUCCAAGGUGUCGUUCGAGGCGCACAAGGAGCGGCUGGCUCAGAUGUACGCGGAUUUCCAGCGGCGGGAGCAGGAGAACGGUGGCCGGGCAGAGGCGGCCGCGGGCACCGUGAGCACCGUGUCCGGCCUCUCGGACGGGGCCGGCCUCGCCAAAAUCACCGAGCUGCCCGGGGAGGACGCCGCCGAUCCGUACGAGGGAUUCCCGUUGAGCUCGCAAGGCGCCGACAAAGCGAAGAGGGGUAGCCUGCUGAGGGAGGUGGCCCAGAUGGGGCAAGCGGCGGCGCCGCCGCUGGAGGGCGGACCUCCUCACAGCUCUGCGGACGAUGCUGGGACGAUGGCCCAAGACGCAGCAGAGGCUGAGGCCACGGAGGAAGGAGGGGCGGAGUUGGACGAAGGAGAAAAUAAAGCGGAGGAAGGCGAGACUAAAGUAGAAACAGUAGAGGCUAAAACAGAAGAAGAAGAUACGGCCAAAGCAGAAGGAGAGGUUAAGGCUAAAGCAGAAGAUGCAGAAGCUACGGCAGCCGAAGGAGAGACGGAAAUAGAAGGGGAGCAUAAGGUAAAAGAACAAGAGACUGAAGUUGAUGAAGAAGAAAUUACAGCAGAAGCAGAGACCACAGCAGAAGAAGAUGUGUCUAUAAUGGAGACUGAAGAAGAGGCUGAAGUAGAAGUCGAGGCUAAAGCAGAAGAGGGCAAUGAAGAUGGCGAUAGUCAAGAAGGGGCCUCGGAAGAGGCUGAAACUUCGGAAGGAGGCGACGUCCAGAGAGAGGACGAAGACUCGGCAGAGACCGCAGCGAUGGAAGGCGCCAAGCGGACGAAAGGGGCUGAAGCCGCGGCACCGGGAGACCAUGACGACGGGCCCGCGGGGGACGCCGCGAUCGGUGGAGGGGAGGAGGAGGCGGCGGAAGGGAAGGCAGCGAUUGUGCAAUCCGCAACGCCCACGAACGAAGCUUCGGGGGGAGGAAUGGUGGACGAUGAUGACCAGACCUCGGAGGUUUCAAAGGAAGCCUCGGUGUCCUUCACCGACGCGUCGGCCGACGGCGAAAGGGAAUUUGCGCAGGCGGCGGAGCUGCUCGUGGGCGAGGUGUGCCGCACCGCCGUGUCCGUGAUCAGCAGCGAGGCGGCGGAGAAACGCGGUGACGGGGAGCCUCGGGCAAGCGACCAAACGGACUGCGCCGCCGCCGCCGCCGACAGACCGAGCGAAUGCCAGCAGCCCAGCGCCGGAGACGACGGCGCGAAAGAUGACGGCGCGGGAGACGGCGGCGGUGGCACCGAGGAGAAAUCCAAAGCAGAGAAGCCUCGCGGUGAUGAUGAUGAUGGUGGUGGUGCUGUCACCGCGCAGACCUCCACACUAAGUCCGAGGAGCGAGGCCACGGCAGAGCUCAAUGCCAAGACCCUCGUGGAACAGGCCAUGGAGCGCGAUGUGAACAUCCAGAUGGCAAAGACCGCUCAGAGUGCGCCGACGCCGCAGCAGGAGGGCCAACCCGGCGUCGUCCUCAACUUCCGCCCCUCCACGCCGCCCAUUUCCACCACCGCCAGCACCACCGCCAGCGCCGCCGCCGCCGCCGCUGCCGCCGCCGCCGCAGAUGACGCUCGCGAGAAGACGGCGGGCGCCCAGCAGGGCGGCGCGGCGAGGCGCGACGGCCUCAUGAAUGCGGGGACUCAGGCCGCCACCUUCCGCAUCCCCGACUUCCAGUGGUCGGGCGUGCACCAGCGUCUCCUCGCCGACAUUCUCUUCGCCCUCGAGUCCGACAUUCACAUCUGGAGGAGCCACACCACUAAGCUGCUGAUGGACUUUGUGAACAGCAGCGAGAACUACGUGUUCGUGCACAACAUGCUGCAGAUCACCUCGCACCUGGUGGACAACCUCAUCAUGGUGGGCGGGGGCCUGCUGCCCAUGCUGCAAGCCGUUACAUCGCCCCCGGACGUUGAUCUGGGUGCGAGCCAGCACGUGGAUAGCCUGCCCAGCGAAAUUGCGCUCAACUUCCUGCACCGGCUGCUGAACCUGGUAGAUGCGCUGGUCUUCGCCAGCUCCCUCAACUUCAGCGAGGUCGAGUCCGAGAAGAACAUGAAGGCGGGCGGCCUCCUGCGCCAGUGUCUGCGGCUGGUGUGCUGCGUGGCCCUGCGCAACUGCGUGGAGUCCCAGGAGCAGCAGCGAUCCCAAGCAGAGAGCGGGAGCGAGAGCUCGACAUCAUCCACCGCCAAGGGUGCGGCGGAGCCCCCCCCCACGGUGCCGGCACGGGACCCCGAGCGGCUCCUGCAGCCCAUGGACGUUCACCGCCUACGGGCAGUUGUGUUCAGGGACGUGGAGGACACGAAGCAGGCUCAGUUCUUAGGCCUCGCUGUCGUCUACUUUAUCUCCGUGCUCAUGGUCUCCAAGUACCGCGACAUCCUGGAGAGCGGGCACGGCGGCCGCAUGCGGAGUCUGUCCACGGCAUCCCAGGGCGGAGGCGCGAAGCCUGUGGAAGCCAAACCCUCGGCGACGGGCUCCGUGCGCAGGGACAACAACGCUGCAGAGCGAGCAGCGCCGGAACCGGCUGGGGCCGCGAGUUCCGUCGACGGAUCACCGAGUGCGGGGCCGGACGCGAUGAGCGAGCUGCUCUCCACGCUGUCCACGGAGGUGAAGAGGUCAGACGAGGUGGCGUCCGUGGCGGCCAUCAGCAUGGUGGAGAUCCCGCUGGACAGCACGCCGAUGCCCAGCCCGGUCAACGGCGGGAAGCCCUUCCCGCCCACCUCCCAUGACGCUCCUGCGACGGCGGCCGUGGCUUCCCCGUUGGCCCACGGUGCAGAGGCCGACAGCAGCAGCAGAAAACCAGAGGUGGUGGCGGCAGAAGCAGCGGAGAUUAAGGGUGAGGUUGGUGCAUCCGGCAAGGAGGAGAGCGGCAAGGCCUCGGAAUUAAGUUCAGCACCAGCACCGGCCCCAAAGGACAGUGCUGUUGGUAGCACUGCAGGUGACAAGUCUCAGGAAGCCGGGUCCUCAGGUGGGGCCAUGGUUCAGGCCCUGCCAGACGGGAAGGCCUCGGUGCCAGCACCCAGAGACGGCAACAACAUCACCCAGCGCCUGGAACGGGCCCUGGAGUCGACGGCGCCUCUGCUGCGCGAGAUCUUCGUCGACUUCUCGCCGUACCUGUCGCGCACGCUGCUCGGCAGCCAUGGCCAGGAGCUCCUCCUGCAGGGCUCCGGUCUGGCAAGCAUUAAGUCGAGCACGUCCGUGGUGGAGCUGGUCAUGCUGCUGUGCUCUCAGGAAUGGCAGAACUCCAUCCAGAAGCACGCGGGGCUGGCCUUCAUCGAGCUGGUCAAUGAGGGCCGGAUCCUGUGCCACGCGAUGAAGGAGCACCUCGUGCGCGUGGGCAGCGAGGCCGACUUCAUCCUGGAGAGGCAGCACGCCGACGAGAUCAAUAAACACGCCGAGUUCGAGUCGCACUGCGCGCAGUACUCGGCCGACCGCCGCGAGGAGGAGAAGCUGUGCCACCACAUGAUCGGCGCGGCUCGACGCAGGGACGGCGUGAUGGCCACACGCCUCCACCACCGCAUCGUGGACAUCUUGAGCAAGCGGCACGGGGCGUGGGGCCACGUCUUGCAGAGCCGAGCGCGCGAGUUCUGGCGCCUGGACAGCUGGGAGGACGACCAGCGGCGACGGCGCCGACUCGUGCCCAAUCGGCAGGGGUCCACGCACGCCGAGGCCACGCUCCGGCCGGCCCUCGAGACCGUGUCGGACGAGGAGGUGGCUCGGCGCGCAAGCCGGGCCCUGCGGGAGCGCAUGACGGACGAGGAGCUGCGCUCGCCCGAGACCCCCAGCGAGGGCGACGCCGUCGAUCUGAGCGUCGACGUCGAGGACGAGGCCUCGGGACGGAGCUCCCCCGAGCGCGGAGACUGGGACCUGGACACUCUCACCGGACCCGUCGCCCUGAGCACCCCGGCGCAGCUGAUCACGCCGACGGUCGCCUUCCGCGGCACGCUGUCCAUCACCGCCAACGAGCUGUGCUUCGAGGUGGACGAGGAUGACCCCGGAUUUAAGGCCGUUGACCCCAAGGUGCUGGCCUACACGGAGAGCCUUCACGGAAAGUGGCUCUUCAGCGAGGUGGAGGCCAUCUUCUCACGACGCUACCUCCUGCAGAACACGGCGCUUGAGAUCUUCCUCAGCAGUCGCACAUCGAUCAUGUUCAACCUCCCAGACGCGACGAUCGUUAAGAGCGUCGUUCACCUGCUGCCACGCGUCGGCAUCGGCACCCUCUACGGCCUACCACAGGCUCGGCGGUAUUCGCUCGCCAGCCCCCGCCAGCUCUUCAAGGCCUCCAACAUGACCCAGCGCUGGCAGCAACGGGACGUCUCCAACUUCGAGUACCUCAUGUUCCUCAACACCAUUGCCGGCCGGACGUACAACGACCUCAACCAGUAUCCGGUCUUUCCGUGGGUCAUCGCGAACUACGACUCUGAGGAGCUUGACCUCACGCUGCCCAGCAACUUCCGGGACCUCUCCAAGCCCGUGGGAGCCCUGAACCCGCAGCGCGCUGCCGUGUUCGCCGAGCGCUACGCGUCGUGGGACGACGCAGACAUCCCGGCCUUCCACUACGGCACGCACUACUCCACCGCCGCCUUCGUGCUCAUGUGGCUCCUCCGCGUGGAACCGUUCACCAACUACUUCCUGAGCCUGCAGGGUGGAAAGUUCGACCACGCCGACCGCACCUUCUCCUCCGUCGCGCGUGCCUGGCGCAACAGCCAGCGCGACACCAGCGACGUGAAGGAGCUCAUCCCUGAGUUCUUCUACCUGCCAGAGAUGUUCACCAACAGCAACGACUACAACCUGGGGGUGACAGACGCCGGCGUGGCGGUGGGCGACGUCGUGCUCCCGCCCUGGGCCAAGACGGGCGAGGAGUUCGUCCGCAUCAAUCGCGCGGCACUCGAGAGCGAGAUCGUGUCAUGCCAGCUGCACCAGUGGGUUGACCUGAUCUUUGGCUACAAGCAGCGAGGGCCGGAGGCCAUUCGCGCCAUGAACGUCUACUACUACCUCACCUACGAGGGCGCCGUCAACAUGGCCUCCAUCCGCGACCGCGUGACGCGUGAGGCGGUGGAAGCCCAGAUCAGGAGCUUUGGGCAGACGCCGGCGCAGCUGAUGGUGGAGCCGCACGCGCCCCGCAGCUCGGCCAUGCACAUGACGCCGAUGAUGUUCAGCAACAAGAGCCAGCAGGAGGUGAUCAUGGUCCUCAAGUUCCCGUCCAACUCCCCUGUGACGCACGUGGCAGCCAACACGGGCCCGAUGCAGAGCCCCCCGGCCAUCCUCACUAUCACGUGCAGCCGCCUUUUCGCGAUCAACAAGUGGAACGGCCUCUGUGGUUCGCUGGAGAGAUCCAGUGCGUCCAUGGAAGACAUAAUGCGGCUGCCCGUCGAGAUUGAUCCCUUGUUGGUGGCGAACAUGGGCCUGCACCGGCGGCAGAUCAUGGACCCCGUGGACCACAGCGUGCCCACGUGCGUCAACACCUUCACCGUGACGGCCGACAAUCGCUUCGUCAUGCUCGGCGGGUUCUGGGACAAGAGCUUCCGCGUCUAUUCCACGGACACCGGCCGGCUGAAGCAGGCCAUGUUCGGCCACUGGGACGUGGUGACGUGCCUGGCGCGCUCCGAGGUGGGCGUGGGGGGCGACUGCUACGUGGCAUCCGGCUCGAGGGACGCAACGGUGCUGCUGUGGCGCUGGAGCGGCCGGGAGCUCGCACUGGGGGACCGCACCAUGCACGGAAACAUGCGCAGCCCCCGCGCCAUCCUGACGGGCCACGACACGGAGGUGACGAGCGUCGCCGUGAGCACCGAGCUCGGCCUCGCCAUCAGCGGCUCCAUCGGGAGCCCCUGCCUCAUGCACACCCUUGCGGGCGAGCUGCUGCGUGCGCUGGAGGGAGCGGGCGCCACGGCGACGCCGCUCCUGCUCGCCAUCUCCCAGGACGCGCUCUGCUUCGGUUACUACGACGACGGGACGCUGCUCAGCUUCAGCGUCAACGGGCGACUCUCCGCGCGAACGCCGACCGGCGACACCACACGGGCCAUGGUGCUGAGCGCGGAUGGGCAGUACGUGCUGACCGGGGGGGACAAGGGAGUGGUGGAGGUGUGGCGUGCCUACGACCUCGCCAAACUCUACACCUACCCCAUGUGCGACUCGUCCGUCAGGGCCCUUGGCCUGUCCUAUGACCAGAGGGUUGUGAUUGCGGGCAUGGCGACGGGAAGCAUCGUUCUCUUCCACAUCAACUUCAACCACUGGCACUGCGAGUACCAGGAGCGCUACUCCGCGCCCUAGCGAGCCCCGCGCCCCAGCCGCCCCCACCCCCCCACGGCUGAGAUGGCACCACCAAAACCACCCCUUCCCUUCCCUUCCCAUGCCUGCUGGUGCGUUGCCAGUCGGCUCAUCCCCGUCUCUCCCUACCGCCGGGGACUGGGCACGAGGCUCAUGUCACACGUCUUGACGAAACGUUUAUUCUUGGAAUCAAUCGGCGGAUCGAUCGGGUUAAUUGGUGUUUGGUUAGCGGCACGCCCCCGGCCGCGACUGCUUGAGUGGGCAGUGGCGUCAAUGCGUGGCGGUGAUUUGGAAAGUGGAACUCCGCGGGGGCUUGGCGGUGGCCUCGGUACGAGAGCGGACGUAAACAUUUCACAGCGAGCGCUUCGGGUUUACACGAGAAGUGCAAUGUGGGUCCUGCACAACACCGUCUCGCUUUCAUUUCGUUCUCUCAAUUGUCGUCGCGUCCUCGUGCUGCAUCAUGCUACUGAACUGGUGCUCUUGUAUCCCGCUCGAGCUUUUGCCCGUGGCCCCGGUGUUUUGCUCGUCCGUAAAUCGCUCGCUCGAAAUAAUCAAACGGCGCAGACGGGCGGCAUUCGCGAUGACGGGUCGCAUCAGCCGGUGAUCGCCGGUCGUUUCUGUGCAUGAUCACCGGCUGGACCAGACUCGCCUCGUGAGGCUCAAUGCAGUAAACGAAGCUGCCUUCGUCUCUUCGCCUGCGCUCUUUGCGGCGUCCCGGGCCCUUGGGGACUGGGAUGCAGGUGGCGUUCUCUUUAAUUGAGGCACCAUCGAUGUAGUCGUCUGUGGCCUAUUAUAAUCAUGCAAGUGUGAUUCUUUACCCGAGUCAUUGGGAGCAACAGAAGUUUGAGGAUGCAAAUAAAAUCAAGAUGUUUCAUGCAACCUGCCAGUGAUGUGUAGAGCGUAACCUCAGUUUGGAUAAAUGUGUUUCUUCGUCUUAAUUAGCGGUGAAAUCGUACCACGUAAAUAUUUAUGCUAGAAUAUUUAAUUUCUUUCAGGGUAGGGUGGUUGGGGGCAGUUAUUUCUUAAUUGAUUGUUGAAUUAAAUAGGUUUAAAAACACAUCAAUGAAGUAGAAACUGUUGGAAAUCGUUCUCGCCUAAUCUCCUGCACAUCGCCAAGAUCCAUUCCGUCAUCGUCAGGUGUGGUGGUGCCCUCACCUGUAGCUCACCGACAACCCCAGCGGCCUGGGAGGCGGGGCAUUUAUGGAGAGAUCAUGCGCACCACACUUCUAUCUGCAGGGCAGAGAUGAUUGUACCGCCUGCGGACCGAUCUGUGCCGAGUUGGAGCAUCAUCCCGUGAUUGUGUGUUUGGGGUUUUUCUCCAGACCCCUCCGGUUUCCUCUUUUUAUCAAAAAAAAAAUGCUAAAGGAAUUGAGAGGCCACAACUCUCAAGCAGCACCCUCACGAAAAACCAUUGUUGAGACUCGGUGAAGCUAUCUUCGAUACAUUUAAAUAGAAUAAUAUUCACGUGUAAUACACCACCAGUACCUAUCUGUUCACAUGGGUGGAUACACAGUUUCUGUUUUUUAGAUUGUUUGUACUUAAGAUGGAAAUGUAAUCGAAUAACUGAUGUCUCUUACCAACCAUGUAGAGUCAAUGUACAGCCUUGCCACGCUGUCACACCAUCGUGUUACUGUAGUUCCGACGGUUACAUGAGUUUAAUGCGACAUUCCGAAAGCAUGUCCUGUGUUUGACAAUCGCUUAAAACUUGAUAAGGAGGUCUCUUGGACAUGUCGGUCUUCUCCACUUGGGAUGCACUUCUUACAAAAAACACUUUCCCGACGAACAUUCGAUACCGCAACUAACAAUCAUGCUUAGGCCUCGUCUCCCCAAGAAAAUACGCAAAUGCAUCCCAUGGGAAAAAAAUGCCUCUACUUUUGCCGUGACACAGUCGCCCACCCGGAGCCGAUGUUUCGGAUGGUACGAUGUACCCGGUGGUACCGGGUUCCCGUUUAACCUCCCCCUUCCGCGCACCCCCCCCCCCCUCCGCGUGUGAGUACAGCAUUAACUUACAUAGCUGAAUUCAGAACGGCAGGGCCACCCUGCUCAUUAUUACCCUGGGCUUGCAUUUUUUCUUCUUAAAUUUUUUCAAUGGCAGCAUAUUAAAUAAGGUGCGCCUUGUCUUCACUUUCACUCUUUUGCUUAGUCGUGUGGUUUUGUGCCUUUCCACCCCCCCCCCCUCCCCCCGGCUUUUUAAGUGUACCGUGUAAGAGCGUGCCUUGCAAAAAAAAUGUUAAGUAUAAAAAAAAUCUAAAAAUAUAGUGCUACGUAAAAAAAAUGGUUGACGUUUUUCUAACUCGUAACCUCAAGACUGGAGUACAAAGGGAUUCUUGUUGGCCAUGUCUGCCACCGCUGCUGGAGUUGGUUAUCUAUGCAUAAGCCAGCACUGAGCUGCCUGCUGGGGGUUUAACGUGUGGCCUCAACUUUGCACGCUCAGGCAUAUCAGAACUCGCGAUUAUUCGUUGUUGGAAGGUGAAUCUGUAACAACUAAUCGAGUGACGACCUCUGCAACGUUUGGUAUCAUUCAAGAAACAUUUCUCAACGAGAUUCUCGUUAAAACGACGAAAAUUCGAAAUUCCCUGCACUGAUAAUGGCUUCAUUACCUGUAUCAAGCAAGGUGGUACAUGCACACAUGCAACACAUGUGCACACACACGCACACAGACAUGUGCGUGCAUGUGGGGGUUAAGUGAGCAUUGUGCUGUUGGCAUUGAAAUCCCCCCCCCCUCUCUCUCUGCGUCCCAUCAUUUAGCAAGUGCUGCUAAGGGACGAGUUGGGGAGCUUAUAAAAUAUUGACUGUGGCUCUCUACCUGCGAGCAGCUUUGCAGGCUCGCUGCGCUGACAAACUCACGGUCUCACACGUUUUGUUUCCUGGUGUUCCAACACCGAAGCCCUUCGCAGCGCCGAGCCAAACUCUCCUCAUGCAACCGUGCUCUAGAAUCAGUUCGACAGAGCCUCCGAGGCAGUUUGUGAUUUCAUCUUUAGUGGACCCUCCACGACAGGGCCCUCGUGUCACCCGGUUGCAGUGCGUCGCUUCCCCUGGCGCUACGGAACCGUUUUAAUUAGCGGAAGACGCUGCGGAGAAACGGCGGGCCAAUUUGCGCAAGUGUGGCAUGACACCUCCUUGACGAUUGUCGCUGAGAGUAAAAUUAGCGAUGCCCGUAUUCCGCUUCUUGGCGGUCGGUUUGAGCAGAGGGGAGCGGAGGGAUUCAUGGAGUCAAAACUGGCAAAAAGGGUCACGUGCAUCUGUGCAUUGUUUUCAUGAGCAGCGUGAUUUGUGCACCAGUGGUGCCUAUUAAAACAGAUGACAGAGCCAGGGCAAAUUCAUCUCGCCCACGGCGUUAGGAUCAAAAUGCGUCUUCCAUCGCCGGAAAGACGCGAGCCCUCGUCGCGAAUGCUUUCUGCUCCACACGUGGUCGGCCACACCACGUGAAUCUAAAUCGAGGCAACUGAAUGUACACACUUGUACAAUUAUACAUCUAAAUUCUGAACUCAAUUGGCCACGCCCGUGCGCAGGUGACAACAUAAAUGCAGACUGCACGGGAUGCCCACCUUGCCGUGCAUCCAAUUGCCUAUUCCCAUGGAUCAUUCAGAUCUAGCACAAAGGCAAACUUGACUGCUGAAACACCCUUUUUCCACUGGAAUAUUUGAGUCAUGCCAGCAAAGCACAGGUGCUUUUCCACUGAAUUUUAGCCGAGCCUAACCAGAGGCAGAAUCUUACCAUGCUACGUUGACUUUGCCAGAUAUAUAAUUUUGGCUCAUAGCCAAGCCGGGGACACGGGUCGGGUUAAUUGGUUCAUUCAUUGCAACGUGUCGUCAGCGGCACGGAUCAGAUUCUGCAGUGGAAAAACAACCUUGUGCCUCUUCGGCCACGCUGGAUUGACUCUGCGUGGUGCAACACCGGCGUGGCUCGGAUGUACAGUGGAAUAGAGGUAAUGGAGGUGGCUGUUGAUGGGAGGAGAACACUGCUGCACGAGUCGGUUGCAAGAGGAGGUCCGCCGAGCGCUGUCGAGGUCCCAACUCCCACGAUGCCUUAACGCUGCCCGGGUCGUCCCCCGCGCAAGUUCGUGCUGUUGUAAACGGUGCGUCACUCGAAUCGUAGCGUGAUGCUCGGGAGUUUGUGCCUUCUCCGAAUCUCCAUGUACCGUUGCGUGUUUUUGUACGGUGGGUGCAUGUCUUUUAGGUGUACAUAUUUUUUUUGUUGCCUCCGCUAAUUCUGAGCGCGUGCUGUGAGUUUCCGUCGUUGGCUGUUGGUGGUCUUUGUUGUAGUGGCGUUGAAUUCCAAAUAAAAAAAAUAUAUAUCUUUGAAGGGUUA